AUGAGCUCGGAAAAUUUGAAGCAAUUAAAACUGUGUUUAGCUGAAUGGAGUGUCGGAUCUGGAAAGGAAACGAAAGGAAUAAGGCCAAUUUGCUCGUCUUUUGAUAUGCAAAAACGUCUUGAACUUCUAGAAAACCAUUAUGAGAAGUCAUUAAGCGAUUUUGGACGUGCGAAAAAUGAUUUGGACAUUUUGGACAAACAUUUGGAAUUUAAUGGGAAUUUGUUACAAAGGUCUCAUCAUCUUCACUUCAAACCGACGUUCUAACACCACUUGAACAGCACCAACUAAUCCGUACCAACG
Messenger RNA from Meloidogyne enterolobii, 300 nucleotides. Lineage: Eukaryota; Metazoa; Nematoda; Chromadorea; Rhabditida; Meloidogynidae. The record is from the annotation of a GenBank genome assembly.